This is a messenger RNA of Chelmon rostratus (copperband butterflyfish), 1896 nucleotides long. It is a transcript of the gene max, whose product is annotated as myc associated factor X. The transcript is spliced from 5 exons. Gene Ontology annotation, cellular component: RNA polymerase II transcription regulator complex. Gene Ontology annotation, molecular function: protein dimerization activity; DNA-binding transcription factor activity. Gene Ontology annotation, biological process: positive regulation of transcription by RNA polymerase II. Bases 123 to 668 code for a protein of 181 amino acids. NCBI's taxonomy places the organism in Eukaryota, Metazoa, Chordata, Actinopteri, Chaetodontiformes, Chaetodontidae. The record is from RefSeq and is a predicted model, not a curated record.
UCCUGUCCAAACAGAACGUGAGCAUUUAGCUGCCUGUCUGUCGGUGCGCCGCUUGGUGCUAAACUGAUUCAUGUUGUUUUUUUAGCCACGCGUCCCUUUAAACUAGACUAUUUUAUCGAAGAAUGAGCGAUAACGAUGAUAUCGAAGUCGAUAGUGACGAAGACUCACCGAGAUAUCACUCUGUGGCAGACAAACGGGCACACCACAAUGCGCUGGAGCGCAAGCGUAGGGACCACAUCAAAGACAGCUUUCACAGCCUCCGGGACUCGGUACCCGCCCUGCAGGGAGAAAAGGUUGGUAAAGCUCAGCCUGCAGGUCCCUCCAGGCACAUAACGACCCAUCAGUCUACCAAACAGGCGUCUCGAGCCCAAAUCCUAGACAAAGCCACAGAGUACAUCCAGUACAUGAGGCGAAAAAACCACACGCACCAGCAGGAUAUCGACGACCUGAAGAGGCAGAACGCGCUGCUGGAGCAGCAAGUCCGCGCUCUGGAAAAGGUGAAGGGCUCCGCCCAGCUCCAGGCCAGCUACUCAUCGUCUGACAGCAGCCUGUACACCAAUCCCAAAGGCAGCGCCGUGUCGGCGUUCGACGGCGGUUCCGACUCCAGCUCGGAGUCUGAGGCGGAGGAGCCGCCCAACAGGAAGAAGCUGCGUGUGGAGGCCACUUAGAGAGCUGAGCGGGUAAAACCUGGCCAAGGUCGAGGCGGCGGGGCACACGGGAGGGCGAGAGGGUACGUGGCCUUCAAAGCUCUCGAGGCUCACCUCCCCCUCCCCCCUUCAUGCCAACAACACCCGCCCCCCUCCUCCCUCGCCGUCCUCCUCAGUCUCUCCCCUCCAUCUCUGGGUGGGCUCGCUCUGGAGACUCAUGACCCCUCAAACCUCCACACACCGCCGCCACAAUCGUCUCUCUUCCCACCCAGUCUCAAUGAACAGGAGGGAGGAAGUCAGCAGGGUGGAAGAUGACUGCUUCAAUCCAUCAAGAGAGCUUCAGGUCCCCCCCCCCCCCCCCCCCCCCCCAUCCCUCUCUGUCUCUAUUCUUUGGUUCUCCAUCAUUGGUAUUUCCCCUCUAGCAACGUCAACAAUCCAAAACCCAAAAAGAGGCAGCUUGGCUACUUAAAGGACUUGAUGCUUUUUUUGUACCCUCAAUAAAGCCCCUCCUCCUCCCUGGGUUGUUUUUGGGGGGAGAAGGGCGUGCCAGGUGUACUCCUCCAAGCACUGCUAUAUUAUAUAUUUUCUCUUUUUUUUUUUUUUGUUUAUUUUGUUAUUCUUGAUAAAAACCUGUUUAGAAUUUACACACACACACCUAGAUAAAUCGUCCUGGAGAAGUUUACCUUUUUAAAAUAUGAAAAUCAUUUGUAGCUUACUUUUUCCACUAAAGAAUGUGAAGACGCUUUGAAGCAAAUGUUAAAGUGAUACCCACCUCAGGCCCACUGGAUCGCAGAUGUUUUCUGCCUGACACGUUUGUUAACACAAGACGACAAAAAAAAAGAAAAGAAAAGUCGACUCCUUUGUUGAAAUUGAUGUUUUGAAGGAGAAUAUUCCUAAACUUGUAUCGUAUUUUGUCCUUUAGCUUGAAGUAGUUGAAUGACUUUAGGUGGCUGAAUACAUUAGGCAUCUCGUUUUAUAUAUUAUAAAAAGCAUUGAUUGGAUGUUUUCAAGUUCAAAAGUAUGUUAUGCAUUUUGUAGUAAUCUCACAAGUUAUGGGGAAAAUGCCAAUUUGUCACAUGUAGUUUUCCUUAAGGGUAUGAAAUAGGUAUUGAAUGUCAAAGGUAGCUCCCGUCUUUUGCAGUACAAGGAAGCGAAUUAAGUCCUUGUCGAUGUGUUGUGCUUUACACGGUAAAAAUCAAUGUUGCUGAAUCCCCCAAGGAAAAAAAAAGGAAGCAUUUUGCGUGUCUAG